AUGGAAAUAGAUUCAGGUGCAGCUGCUUCAGUAAUUACUGAACAGUUUUUCAAUGGCAAAUUAUCAAAUUGUGCAUUAAAGAGUUCAUACAAAAAAUUUAAUUUCUUUGAUGGUACAUCUAUACAACCUGUAGGUCAGUUCACAGCUAAAGUUGAAUUCAAUAACAAAAUUGUUGACUGUGAGUUCAUAGUUGUCAAAAGUACAGGAAAUCCUUACCCUCUGUGUGGUAGGAAUUUGCUUAGUAAAUUAGGCAUAUCAUGGGUUCAACUUAACAACAUUCAAGAUAGUAAAAAAUCGAGAAGUUUAAAUGAAUUGUUAGUAGAGUACAAGGACCUUUUUAGUGGUAAAUUGGGUGAAUAUGCACACAUGGAGGUACACUUGGAAUUAAAUUCAGAUAUACAACCUAUUUUACACAAACAUCGAUGCAUUCCCUUUGCACACAAACUUGCUGUUGAAAAAGAACUUCAGAGGUUGGAGGAAAGUGGAGUAAUAAAAAAAAGAGAAUUGUGUCAAUGGGGCACACCACUAGUACCUGUAUUAAAACCUGACUGUAGUAUAAGAUUAUGCUCAGAUUACAAAGCAACAAUAAACCGUUAUAUAAAAGAUAUCCACUGGUCUAAAAUCUGUGAUAAAGCAUUUAAUAAAAUAAAAACCAUUUUGAUGUCAGAACAAGUAUUGACUCAUUAUAAUCCAGACCUACCAAUAGUGUUAACACGUGAUGCUUCAAAUAAUGGGUUAGGUGCAGUUCUAUCUCAUGUGUUAAGUGAUAAUUCAGAAAAACCAAUACAUUUUGCAUCCAGGGCACUGUCAUCAGCAGAAAAAAAAUAUUCAACAACUCAUAAAGAUGCAUUGGCAGUAGUGUGGGGUGUAACGAAGAAUUAUCAAUAUUUAAAGGGAAGAGAGUUCACAAUCAAGUCGGAUCACAAACCUUUAAUGACUUUAUUAGAUGAAGACAAAGUAAUACCCAAAAUGGCUUCAGGCCGUGUCCAACGAUGGGAAUUUUUUCUGUCUGGGUUUAAAUAUAAAAUUGAAUUUAUUAAAGGAACCAAUAAUAAAGCCACUGAAAAUCUAUCGCGCAUUUCCAUCUCAAAUAAUGAUUUCAUUACAAAAGAUGAUUUAGUAGAUCAAGCAUUAGAUGUUAUAAGCUUUGUAGAUCAUUUUGUGCCAGUAGACUAUUUGCAGAUCAGUUCAGAAACUAGCAAAGAUCCUACAGUAAAAAAGUCAUAA
Molecule: messenger RNA, 1227 nt
Organism: Macrosiphum euphorbiae (potato aphid)
Lineage: Eukaryota; Metazoa; Arthropoda; Insecta; Hemiptera; Aphididae
Source: the annotation of a GenBank genome assembly